AUGGAGAGUACUGCCGAAGAUGCCCCAUACUUUAUCAAUAUUGGAGAUUUACCCACAUUACCAGCACCAAAACCAAUUGCCAAAAUAAGUCGAUUUUACAGGUUCGCCCCCUACGGAAAUCCUCAUGAUAAUUUACAUGCUCAUCUCUUUUGGCUUCUGGAAAAUGUUCUAUAUUCUGUACCCAUGCUAGUUAUGGGCAAGAUGUAUGAAUCACAGUGUCCUGUUCAGAAUAGUAUUCCUUCAAUUAUGAUCGUUCAUGGUGCGUUGACCUGUUCUACAAUCGUUUUAAUUCCCCUUCUGAGCUGGAUCUUAUCUAACAAAUGGUCUGUGAAACUUGCUACAGCCGCAUUCUACAUAAAGAACUUAGUUGUUAUGAUGGAGCAAUUGGUUACGUUCAGUUCGAUAACCCAAAUAAUCAACGUCGAAACUAUUGUCAUGGCACGUUGUAUCGUUAUGAAUUUGCAAUGUUGA
This is a messenger RNA of Adineta ricciae, 471 nucleotides long. The record is from the annotation of a GenBank genome assembly. NCBI's taxonomy places the organism in Eukaryota, Metazoa, Rotifera, Eurotatoria, Adinetida, Adinetidae.